GGUUGACGGAUGAGCGCCGCAGAUCGGCGUUGCAUCUUCCUCUCUCCCACCUCCCGAAGUGCUUCAAAGGCGUACAUGGUCAACGUGGAGUCGAGGUGUUGGUAACUCGUUGCAAUCUGUCUCUUUCCGUUCCGGUUCGCCUAUCCCCCCCAGCGUUCACAAACAUUUUCCCUUUUUUCACGUCUCUUCUUUGCUUUCGAACUUAAAGAACUGCUUCUGUCCAGGAUAGCUCGUGGUUGAAGGAAAACAGGAACAGCCUGGCGCCGUUGUGGAAUUUUUGGCUUAGAGUGACUGAGAAGCGAAAGAAGGAGCUGAAUGUCUGUCGAUGGUCAGUGAGAUGACGGUAGGAUGGAAAACAGUGGUCGUCAGCAAGGAUGGUACUCUCUUCGAAGUGCAGCAAAUUCCGUCGAGAAGAAUAUCUGCCGUAUGGGGUUUUUUCACCAACCACUACGCGAUCCUGUUCGUCCUCCAUGAACGUCGCAGACGCCUGGCUCUAGUGGAUUGCCAGGUGAAGAAGUGUCAGGAUGCGAAGAGAAGGCUGUGGCGUUGAUUUCUCUGCGCAAAGUUUCCAAGUAUCCCUCAAAGCACCUUGUUCACAACACUGAUACAACGAGUUCAAAUACAACAACCAAUCACCUCGAAUGACUGCCGCCGUUACGAGUAAAUCAUCUCCGAACUCUCCGUGUUCAAUAUAUUGUCCUCCACUGCAGAUUUAGAUUGCCUGAGCUAAUGAAAGGCUUCCCUUCACAUCCCAAACUGAGGCUAUCUUUCAAGCCCUACAGUUCCCCUCCCAAAGUACGUUGGUUGAACCUGAUCCAUAGUUUCCGCCCGAGACCAUCCGAGACUGCUAUCCCCGAGACUGCCGAAGUGGGACAAUGUCAUAAAACAAGGCAGGCCCCUUUCUUUGCAUUCACCAUUCCCCUUUGCCAACCACCAUGACCACGAUUGGAAGCCUCGCCCCCGAAACUAUCAUACACAUCCUCAGAACCGCCUCUCAGCUCGAGCUACAACAGAAUGCUUUCGACAACUUGCCCCUCACUAUUCCCAACUGUUCGGAGGUUUCUCGACGAUGGCGUUCCAUAGUGUCCAAGGCACCCACUGUCUUCACGAACAUUAUUGUUCCAUUUGAGAUUCUACGAAUCCACAAUUACAGCAUCCGAAGCUGGAUCAAUUUCUGGCUGGAACAUUCGAAACCACUUCCAAUAACCCUGCUAUCGAUCUUGCCUCGUAGUCUGGAAUGUGAAGAUUUUGAGGCAUUCCGUCAGAUGUGGUGCGAUUUCAUCAUCCCCAACGUUUCCCGGCUUGAAAGAUACCACUUCCAUCUCCGGACGAUCCGCUUUACGCACCAAUCGCAGUAUGCGUUUCUACGGGCAUUGCGACAUGUCGAUGCCCCGAUUCUCAACGAUAUCCAUAUUCGGGUUGGUUGCGAAAAAGACCGCCGGCUCUAUAAGCCACUGUAUUCCCUCUUCAGGUCCAUUCCGAACCUGCGUAAGGUAGUCCUUUAUGGCUUCGACAGACUGCCUCCCUUAACACAUGAACUCCGGGAACUCGACAUUUAUCGCGUUGAGUUAUCCAAUACUUCAUUUCAACGGCUUGCAACCGUUUGUCAAAGGUUAGAGGUCUUAACCCUCCGGUCUAUUUGGGUUUCCAAAGGUUCAUUAUCGGAUGAUUCUCCAACACCGAUUAAAAUGGACUCUCUUCGAACCUUGACUCUCAACUUUGAGGAUGUCGGGCCCUUCGUCAAGAACGCAAAUCUGAGCAAACAUUAUCUCACACACGUCCUAGCUCCGAACCUGGAAUACCUCGAGGUCUCACCCGCGGAGCUCAGUAGAAUCAAUUUGUUCAACAUGCUUCCGAACCCUUCGUCGCUCACGAGUUUGAGAACACUCAAACUAGUUGGAGUUUCUAAAACCGUACAACGACAAACAGUCUCAGGAGAUAUGGAUAAUUCUAUUUGGUUCAAGAGCCUCCCCUCUUCCAACGUUGUAGAGGAGAUCCAUCUCUCCCAUUCGUCAGGUGAGGUACUCGGAAUUGAUUUUCCGAUUCCAGACUCGAGCGGGGAACCCCGAAGUGGGGAUGAACUCAGGGAUAUGGAGAGGUUAAGUGAUAUUUACUACAUCGGAAGGUCGCAAAAAUACGAACCCAAUCCCGUAGUUGAUUCAAUGCGGCCAUCCUCCUCCACCGCUUCGUUGACAAAUCUGAAAUCCCUCACGGUGGAAACGUUGGUAGCGGAAGAUAUGGUUUGGAUGUGCCGUCUUAUAACUGUAAGACCUACGAUUCGGAUGGUUUGGUUGUCUGAAUCGGCGUUGUUGACGUUACGCACAAGUCUUAUUCUUUGGGAGGAUCGAGAUUCUGGAAGGUCCUUUAUAAAGAUUCAGAAACCGGGAUAUAUGGGCUGUGAAUUUAAAGAACAUGUUGAGGAGAAGGGGGUUGAUGUUGAGAGAUGGGUGAAGGAGAGGGUUGAGUUGAGGAUUCUUGGUUCGUCGUAGUGAUAACGAGCGAAGGAGAAUUAUUAUUGUCAGCAUGGUGAAUCCAGUUCAAUAC
Messenger RNA from Marasmius oreades (fairy-ring Marasmius), 2544 nucleotides. RefSeq lists its product as uncharacterized. The coding region runs from base 936 to 2489 and encodes 517 amino acids. The record is from RefSeq and is a predicted model, not a curated record. The transcript is spliced from 3 exons. NCBI's taxonomy places the organism in Eukaryota, Fungi, Basidiomycota, Agaricomycetes, Agaricales, Marasmiaceae.